AUGCGAUUCAGCAACCGACAGGGAACAAGUGAGCAGGAGCUCAAUGCUACCACGGCCGAUGUCGUGUUGCAACUUGGAGAGGCAAAGAUCCCAAUCAAGGCGGAGAAGUUGCUGGGAGCCACAGUGAGGGUCAGUCGAAGCCAUCAGAAUCUCGCUGCCGAGCAGUACAAGCCUCGAAGUCCGCAUGAGCGCGCAUCGAACGACGAAGACAAAGCGAUCGAGGCGCUGUCGCGAAUGCAGGAGGAGUUGUCAUGGACUCAUGCGGGCGCUGCAGCGGGCGGUGGGAAAUAUCCAUGGUCUCCCGAUGACCUGUAUCCCAGUGACAGCAAACUCUAUCAACCAACACAACAUGGCAACCACCAUACCCCGGAUCGACUACGCCGGGAACCGUCUGAUGCGAACCUACCGGCUUAUUACGACCCGACAGAGCAGCCUUAUUAUGUGUCGCAACAGACUUCCGCCUCUGCCGUACGUGAUAUGGCCCUUCACAAGGGAGCGCCCACCAUUUUCGACAACAUUGGCGAGACUCCACAACGACGACUGUCACUGACAGCCAUGAAGCAACACGAGGUGUCACGACGCAGUAAGACGACAGGCCACGGCCCAAGACCACGAAAACUCGACCUUGUACAGCUUUUCCCUCAACCACGACCGUCCACUGGACGCCUACUAUCCCCCUCACGACUGCAGCACUCGCCGUCUGCAAUGACCGACCGUGCCGAUUACCCAUUACCGCCUCUGCCCAACGAGUUGCACAGUAAGAAGUCGGGAACAUUAGAUACAUCUUCAGUCAGACCGUCGACCGCUGCGUCGGGCGUUGCUGGCAAGAGUCGAACGUUCGAUGAGGAUAUCUUCGAUCAACACAAGACCAACGUGCGAAGGCCGCCGAAGGGUAUUCAGAAUUGGUUUGAUGCCUUUCUUGACACCGAUGAGGAUGAGGACGAAGAUGAAGAGCCUGUCGAUGACGGACCUGAACCGCAAGAGCUCCCAGCCGACGAGAUCCAGCCUCCAGCAUAUCAAUCGCCGAGCAGAGAAGUGUCGCGUGCAAGUCACAAGUCGAUCCAGCCCCAGAUGCAACCUCAGUUGCCACAACCCGUCCAGCAAACACGUUCGUUAGAUCCUAUCCGCGACGAGCGACAAGCAUUGGAAAGAAUGCAAGAACACGAAGAUUUGAGCAGAUAUCGCAGUACAAGUGAAUGCCAUUCUUGGGACAGCAUUCAAUCAUCGCAUCUAGGCCAACCGCAACCCGCUCCGGCGGAGAGUCACAUAGGGAGCAACUCACGUGCGGGACAAAGUGUCCUGUCGCUAUCAGAUUCCGGCUAUGGCGAAGACGGCGAGGACAAUUCAUCAGGCAGUCACGUCAAGGAUCGUCCGACUAUACGAGACAGUAUCAUGGACUACCGCAACGUUACCGUCGGCGCAGCAUCGCGGAUGGAUGUGCAAAAGUUACACCAAAGACCUCAGCAAUUGCAAGCCAUCCGAAGUCUCAGCCACGAGAGUAAAGAAAUGGAGACGAAGCGCAGUUCAUCCAGGACGUCCGUGUCAAAUACCACUCCACACCAGGCACAGAAGCCGCUUCCCAUGGCGCCGCAAGAGGAGAUGCAUCCCACAGCAGAGCAGGUGGCAUUACGACGAUUGAACGGACUCAGUCUUGAAUCAAGCGCAACCAGCAACAGCAACAGCAACAGCGAGCAAGCGCUUAGAAGUCAGGAUUCGAGCGAGCUUCCAUCAGAUGCUGCACACAUGAUAGCAGUUACUGAGGAGGAAAUGAUGCUGCUCGAUCUGAUGCGACGCAAACGUGCAAUGAUGCAGCAGAUGUCGUUCACCGAGGGGUAUCAACUGGCGUUGCAGACAGAGCAGCAGCGUUUGGCCAAAUGUACUGAGUCGGCACAGAAGAGCGCAAUGAAGGCUUUGCAGCGCAAGGAGAACGAGCGUCGAGACAGCCAAAUUUCGUCUUCGCGAGGCUCUCCCACCGUCACGCAAAGCGACUCUGACAUGCGACGACAUCUGAGUGCCAUUCGAAAGGAGCAAGUCGACGAGCGUUUUCAAAUCGAGCGUUUUCUCGGCAUGUCACAACCACAACCGCUCUCGUCCCAUCCACCAGACCUCGCCAUGCCCACCGAACUGCCCAGAUCCAAAAAGUCGAGCUCCACCAAAUCACGAGAACCCAGUGGUGAGCUCCUCCCAGCUACCGUCUACUCACCAGCAAACACUCCCACUGGCCACAGCCCAGCCGUCACGCAAGGUUCACUUCCAUCCUCAGACGACAACGAUUCUGAUUCCGUCAAGCGACGAGUCGACCACUUCAUCGCAACGAACGGUGCGGUCCCACCGUUGAAUACCGCCCUCAAGACGAUGCGGAAGAAGUCGAGCCGCACUCCGGCCAGCAUGCCACCUUCGCCGGUUAUUGAGGAAGACCACGCACCCCCAGCCGUUCCUGUACGCAGCCCGGCCCGCACGAAGAAGCAUCAGCGAGACGCUUCUGAUCAAUCGUGGCAAUUAAGUCACAAAGUUUCCUCUGUAUCAAUGGACACCGACGCCGAACCACGGGAUAAGUCUCCUGUCCAUCCCUUCUUUUCUCGAAAAGACUCUACAAACGAGGGAGAGCAAGCUCGCUCGCCGGAAGAAGAACAUUACACGCCGCUCUUGCCCAGCAGACCUGGCGCUGAAUUUGCCGAUCCCAACUCGCUGCAGAGGACGCAGACCAUUGUCUCGGCCAUGACCAGCUCACCGUCGAUGUCCACCAUGUCGCCCAUAUCUCCUUUCUCCUCGAUCAUCAGCGCAGCCGCCGCUGCCCCUAAGCCUUUGACACCACAAAGCCGUCAAGCCAGCGCUUAUACCCCAGACACCGAAUACUCCCAAUACUCGCGCUCCACACCUUCCACCGUCGGCGCCACCGCCCAAAUCGCACAUGUCAUCAACCUCAGCGGCCCACCGAUGGCCAAAGGUACCAACGUCGAGCGAAAGAGACCCCUUCCUCCACCCCUCUCACAGCUCAACACCAUCGAAGCCGCCAUGGAAAGCCACGUCGUCAACAAGCACGGGAGCUUGAUGUCCAUCACGAGCGCAGGCGAGGAUGUCCUCGCUGCGUGGAAGGAUCUCGGCGGAGGAAGUGAUUGUUUGAAGACGAAGAAGAGAAUCGCUGCCAGACCAAGCGGAGGGCUGAGCGAAGUGACGCAUUAA
Molecule: messenger RNA, 3183 nt
Organism: Zasmidium cellare ATCC 36951
Lineage: Eukaryota; Fungi; Ascomycota; Dothideomycetes; Mycosphaerellales; Mycosphaerellaceae
Exons: 1
Coding region: 1-3183 (1060 amino acids)
Source: RefSeq, a predicted model, not a curated record